AUGACCGCCAUCAUUUCCCUUUUCGCUUCAUUGGUUGAUUCCCAGGGUGUCAUUUUGACCCUCACCACGACGGUUUUGCCAAGUGUACCGCCCGAGUUAACGCCUUCAACGCGACAUGCCAGCUCUAAUAGUGACAGUCGACAGCUCAUGAAAUGGGCCAACGAGCAUUUCACUCAACAAAGUUUGCUUCCAAAUAUAUGCUCAACCACGACAUCUCCUGCUUCGGUUCAUUUACCUGCAGUGACAGGCAGCCAAAUAUUCAAGAUCAGCAGUGUGUACACUGGUACGACUCAAGUCAAGAAGACUUGGUGUGUAAUCUGCUCAUUCAAAGCCCAGCCAAGGCUCUCGUCAUCAAUGUAUCGGCUGCAAGCUAAUGCGCCGCCCCAUCUUUACGAAUCCGGUUCCGUUCUGACUAUGACGACGUUAUUGGAUUGGAGACACUUUGCCCCUGAGUUGUUGUGUUCCUCAGACACCUCGUUGGGUACCCAGUUGUCGGGUACAUUCCCUAGCACUGAACACAUGGGUUCCCGUAUCAACAAUCAUCGAUGCAAGCACGGCAACGAACUCGCCAUACCGCGGUGCAUAACACCCCAAGUCACUGAGGUUGUGCGGCAGCUCACCGGCGCCUAUCCUAAUGCCUUGAUGGUGUACCCACGUACUAGGUACAUUGCCGACGUUUACAGCAUCAUUUCGCAGGCCAAUGCUUCUUUCUCCCUGGCUAAGACAAUCCCAUUCAGAAGCACGGCGACGACUCGGAUGUGCUCUAUGGAAACGACACGUAGAGUUAGUUUCCGUGCUUUGGUGCUCGAGAGCUUGAUCAAAACUAGCAUUCUCGGUUCCAUCGUGGAUUUGGCUGCACACGAGGAUCGAGCAUUGGCUCCCGAUGCCAAGUCUGACGUGUUUCUGUUCCAGACUUACCUUGAAAUCGACUCAUGUAUGCGAUACGGACAAGUCGUCGCAACCAAUGUCGACGUCGAUCCGUCACUUCCUGGGCUAGACUCGUACCUUGAAGUGUACGCGACAACCUGGUAUAUGUAUAUCCUAUCGAGGACGGUGCUCGGGAGGUAUCGAGUGUUGGUGGAAGGAGGACUGAGGAUGGAGUGCAUUCUACAUUCUGAGAUGAUGACGAUGGAAGGGCGGCAGGACAACAGGAUGGCAGCAUACCCGAGGGAGUGGGUGCAGGGAGAUGGGUGUGACGUGCGCACGGGGAUGGCUGGAGGGAGCAGUGUAGGAGGGAAUGAUGGAGGUCUACUCCACCUUUCUGGGGUUGUGGGGUUCCAAUUUCAAAUCACAUCAAUCCCAGAUCUGGAUGCUGCACAAGCUCUGGAGAAGAGCGUUCACAUGGGUGGCUCAAGCAACUCGGUUAACCUUCGAACAAACUCACCCGAGGUUUCGCACUUAGAGGACUCCGCGCUGUCUGUUGCUGCAAAGCACUGGUUCAAGUCGCUUUCAGAUGCAAUAGAAGCAAAGGACUCAACAACCAUCACAGCUCAUUUUUUAGCUGACGGAUAUUGGCGUGAUCUUUUGUCUUUGUCAUGGGAUAAUCGUACCUUGCAUACUAUCCCGGUCAUUAAGAAUUUCCUCGAUGACAACGACCGUCUAAAAUCCUCAGGACUCCGCAAUUUCAAGCUUGAAGGCGAGCCAGUUCUACUCAGAGCCAACCGAGAUUUUACCUGGGUACAAUGCUUCUUCACGUUUGAGACGAGCAUCGCCCGAGGUCGAGGCUUCUUCAGGCUAAUGCGUGGCGCCGAUGAUGGUGCAUGGAAAGCAAAGACAUUUUACACUGGAAUAGAGGAGUUUAAAGGAUAUGAAGAACACAGGGGCAGUACGCGCCCUGUCGGUGUCAACCAUGGAGCUAACACAGAUCGCAAGUCUUGGAAAGACUCACGCACAGAGAAGCGCGAAUUUAUCGAUGCAGAACCAACGGUGCUCAUCAUAGGUGCUGGACAGUCUGGUUUGGUGGUAGGCACAAGGCUAGGCCAGCUCAAUGUCAACACGUUACUUAUUGACAAGAACGAUCGAGUUGGGGACAACUGGAGGAAACGUUACAAUUUCCUCGUCCUUCACGAUCCAGUCUGGUAUGAUCACCUUCCCUAUGUCACGUUCCCCCCACACUGGCCGGUAUUCACGCCAAAGGACAAGCUAGGCGACUGGUUCGAGGCCUAUGCAGUGACAAUGGAGCUCAACAUCUGGAUGCAAAGCACCAUCACCUCCGCCACGUACGACGAACCCUCACAUCUCUGGACCGUCACCAUCGCACGUGUAGGCCAUCCCAACCGCAUCAUCAAACCAAAGUUCAUCGUCCUCGCCACCGGACACAGUGGAGAGCCCAACAUCCCGGUCUUCAAAGAUCAGGAUAUCUUCAAGGGCCACCUCUGCCAUUCGAGUCAGCACACCACAGGAGGCUCCUUCAAGGGCAAAAAGGCUGUUGUCGUUGGCUGCUGCAAUAGUGGUCAUGAGUGA
Desarmillaria tabescens is the source of this 2463-nucleotide messenger RNA. RefSeq lists its product as uncharacterized. Bases 1 to 2463 code for a protein of 820 amino acids. Lineage: Eukaryota; Fungi; Basidiomycota; Agaricomycetes; Agaricales; Physalacriaceae. The record is from RefSeq and is a predicted model, not a curated record. Gene Ontology annotation, molecular function: NADP binding; flavin adenine dinucleotide binding; N,N-dimethylaniline monooxygenase activity. The transcript is spliced from 31 exons.